Lingula anatina is the source of this 3407-nucleotide messenger RNA. RefSeq lists its product as uncharacterized. Lineage: Eukaryota; Metazoa; Brachiopoda; Lingulata; Lingulida; Lingulidae. The record is from RefSeq and is a predicted model, not a curated record.
GCGUCAAUCUUUUCUAUUUAGACACUGUUCCAUAUUUGAUUUCAAUAGACAUGCCCAUCCGUGUACCAAUAUGACUUGGUGCUGGAUUUUGACGACACUUUUACUUCUGAUAGCGUGCACCAUUCAGCCCGGCAGAGGCGCGGUGUACUGCCCGCCCUAUUCGAACUACUUUGAAUGGGUUGGUCCAUAUUGUUUGCGUUUUGAGAACUUCUAUAAGAAAUCGUGGUACGAUGCAAAACGUGAAUGUGAGGCGAAGGGAACACAUUUGCUGGUGUUGGAAACCACAGGAAAACGGGACGAAAUCAUACGUUACUCAGAAAAUAAGGGAAACUGGGAGUAUUAUUGGGUAGAUGGAACCAAAGUGAACGGCAAAUGGAUCUGGAGCUCGACAAGAAAGCCACUUUCGACAGCUCUGUGGAUGCCAGAAGAACCAAAUGGCGAUGGCAGUUGUAUGCAAUACUAUAGCGAUUUUAAUGAUAGGCAGAAAGGCCCAAAAGGUCUAAAUGACCGAAGUUGUUCUUUGGCGUACGAAUUCAUAUGUGAAGACGAUUCGGUUAAUGGCAUGUGGAGAGCCUGGGGAAGUUGGAGCAGCUGUUCGGUAACCUGUAGUUCAGGGCAACGCUUUCGCACUCGUGUCUGUGAUAAUCCCGCACCUAAGGGAGCAGGUGCCCCCUGUAGUGGCCUUGACCGACAAACUGAACCCUGUCACCAUAGAACGUGUCCAGUGGACGGAGCCUGGAGUGUCUGGACACACUGGUCAACGUGCAGUAAAACAUGUGGUCAAGGCCACAGGACAAGACACAGGGCGUGUAAUAGUCCACCUCCAACCAAUGGUGGCAAGGACUGCCCAGGACAAUUAGUUCAGGUCGAAACGUGCAAAGGUCAGCCGUGUCCAGCCAAGCUCUGCCCUGCUGGGUUCACUGAGGUAACCAACAGUUUGUGCCUGUACAUCUCCGACCCAAAGACAGAGGCAUACAAUUAUUUUCUGUCUAUGAAGGUGUGUGCCUCGCUGUCUCCACUGUCUCGCCUGAUGACAGUAAAGAACACAUACGAAUAUCAUAACAUGGUCAGGUUCUUGACUACAGCAACUGAAUACUGGAUAGGUGAUGACACUACAAGCAGCAGUGAUGCCAGUACCAAGCUCGGUGGUGGAAGCUUCGCUCUCUGGGCAGCUGGAUAUCCGUCCUCGCUAUCCCUUGGCAAUUGCGUUGACUUAAGCGGAAAGAGUGGAGCGUUUCUGUGGCAAGACGCCCCUUGCUGGGAAAGAAAACCCUUCAUUUGCGAACUAAGACCCAAAGAUGGAAUGGCACCUAUUGUUGGUUUUGUCCUGAAAAAACUUUGCUCCCCUAUUUACACUGUAAGUUGUGUAUUCAUUACACCAUUAGAUAUCACUGCAAACAGCGAUACCACAGGUGUUGAAAAUAUCAUGGAAGACAGCAGUAAAAAGGGGAUAUUCCUCUUCUUGUUAGUAGUUCUCGUUUAUUGGGUCCAUUUUACGCAAGGGGCGUGUUAUCCACCAAGGUACGGUAUACAGACCCGCAGCACUCGUCAACGGUACACCACGGGCUGCGGCUUCUGGGGCUGGGGACGAUGUUCAAGAUACCGAUAUGUAACAACAUAUCAAUGUGUGUUUUUGGCAGUUGACGGAGGCUGGGGUGCCUGGUCACACUGGUCAGCGUGUGGAAGCUUCUGUGGUCAAAGCACCAGACUGAGGCUACGAUCAUGUAAUAACCCGCAUAAACAAAAUGGCGGCCGUGACUGUGUCGGGAGUAAUGUUCAAAAAGAGUCGUGUGACGAAGGGUUUUGUUCAGGAUCGCCUUGUCCUAGUGGUUUCACUAAAAUCUCAGAGAACUGGUGUCUGUACAUUUCCGGUAAAAAUGUACUAAAAACCUACAGCGAUGCCAACACGUUCUGCACUUCAUUGUCAAAACACGCACGCUUGGUGACGAUCAAACAUAAAGCAGAACAAGAUAUAAUCGUUAAAAAGUUGCCAGCACAUGCUGAUUGUUGGAUAGGUCUAGACGACAGGACAACCGAGGGACAGUUCGUGUUCAGCGACGGCACCAAAUUAGGGCAAGGGUCCUUCACCCACUGGGAAGAGGGCAGUCCUUCCAAAAGUACGUUGGCCGACUGUGUGUUCAUAGAUGGGAAGGGAGCUGGAUACAUGUGGAGAGAUACCAGGUGUGAGGAGAGGAAAAUGUUCAGCUGUGAAAUUCGAGCAAAAAUGAUAUCAACCUCCUUAAUUGGCUGAUCCGUUUAUUGAUUCCUUUGCACCCAACGGAUUUUGUUAUGUUGUCGUGUUGUGAAAGCGCUCUUGUGUGUAGAAUUGAAUACAAAUCCCAACAGACAAACGACAUUGAUUCACCGUUGAAUCAACGUUAAUUUUGGUGGAUCAACGCUGAAUCAACGUAGAAUCAGUGUCGUUUGCCUGCUGGGAAUGCUUUAUUUAAAAAGCAGAAGGACUGUUUUUAAUCCAACUGCAACGCUCACAAGGCGUUUAAACAUUGCUAUGCCACUCAGUUUCUUAUAAUUUGCCGCACAUGUUGGGCUAAAUAUUUGGUGACCAUUGGUUUACUUGGUGACUUCUUUAGUUGUACUGAUUAUAAAUCUGCCUAUCCAAUGUAUAGGCUUUGCCUGUAGCACAAAUAUUGUAACAUAGUAAAUCUAUUCACAAUUACAAAGUGAAACUUAUACACUUUAAAUAGUUAAAUACUUACUCGCUGAAUGCGUUUCUUCCAUGUCUUUUUUAUCCAAAUUCUGUAAUAAGGUUUAUGCGUACAUUGUAUGGGCAUCUUGUCUUUUUUAAACCCCGCGUUGUUUUAAAUGAAUCAUUGUUACACUGUAGGUGCUUGACUUUCUACUGUAAUUAGUAUAUCUAUCGCUUAUCAUUACCAUAAUAUCAUAUCCUUUGGCUAGUAAAGUACUAAAACACCUGAAUGCAUUGUAUCUUUGUUUGGCAGAAAAUUCAUAUUUUAUUUCAGAAUGUAUGCUGUAAAGGUUUAAUGUGGAUUGGAUAAAAUUAACCCAAGCUUAUGUGUCAACCAUGCGUGAGCUAAACAAUGUUUUAUCUAUAUACAUCGCCAUUAUAUUGGGUUACUAUAUACACAUGUAUGAAAGCAAAAAAAAGCGAGCUGCUGUAUUGUGAGCUUUUAUUACUGUCAUCUAGUCACCAAACAAGUCUUGGUCUCCGGAAAAGAGGCUAUUCCCCUGAAUAGCCUCAUUCCCUGAUGAAGAUUUUCUGUCAGACAUCGAAAUAUUGAGGUAAACUAUUUCAAUAUUAAGCCGUUGAUUGAAAAUGAGUUACUUUAUUCUUGCAAAUAGUUAUACUUGUAAAGUCAAAACGUAAAUGCUCAAUUGCCUUUUGCCUUGUCUACAUUCCUGUUGCUGCAUAAACGUGUGAUCUAUAA